This is a messenger RNA of Rhagoletis zephyria (snowberry fruit fly), 1172 nucleotides long. Lineage: Eukaryota; Metazoa; Arthropoda; Insecta; Diptera; Tephritidae. The record is from RefSeq and is a predicted model, not a curated record.
AUGUCGACCUAUUCAUUUUCAAAUGAUCCCUUUGCGGAUCCCACCAUCGCCGCCGCCACCAAUCAAAACAACAUCUCCAAUGGUGCCGGACUCGGAGGCGGCGGCCUCGAGGACUACAACCCCUUUGCCAAUCAGGCGACGCGCAAUAUUGACCCCUUCUCUCCGGUGACCAACACCGCUCCGGGACCGAUGGAGUCGCCGGCGGCCGCCGUGCUCAGCCCUUCCAACACCUUCGCCGCCGCCGCCGCCACCACCACCAGAUCGAACUUGAAUGAUCUCCCGCCGCCGCCGUCGUACAGUUCCGCCACCACCACCACUGCAAACACCCUGACCGCCGAGCAGCUUCGCCAGCGCCAGGAAGAGCUGGACCGUCGGGCGGCGGAGCUGGCCGCUCGCGAGGCGGAGCUGCAGCGCGCCCAACGGGCCACCGCCCCUCGGGAGAACAACUUUCCGCCGCUGCCCAGCUUCUUCCCCUGCACGCCCUGCUUCUACCAGGACAUCAACGUCGAGAUUGAGAUUGACUUUCAGGGCAUCGUCCGCCAGGUCUUCCAGCUGUGGCUCUUUUACGUGGGCACCCUGCUCGUCAACUUCAUCGCCUGUCUGGUGUCGCUGGCGGAGGGCGUCGACAACGGCAUCGGCAUGGUCUUCUUCGCCAUCAUCACCAUCGUCAUCUUCACGCCGCUCUCCUUUCUCUUCUGGUUCCGACCGCUGUACAAGGCUUUCAGAGACGACAGCUCCUUCAACUUUAUGGUCUUUUUCUUCGUCUUCUUCUGUCAAUUGAUGCUGUCUAUUUUCUGGGCUCUUGGCGUCCCUGGCACCGGGGCGGUUGGCCUCUUCACCGCCAUCGGCUCGCUGACCAACUCGAACGUGGGCGUCUUCUACCGGCUGAUCUGCUUCGCCACGGCGGCAGUGCUCAUCGCCUACUGCCUCGCCUCGCUCUACAUUCUCCUCAAGGUGCGCUCCAUCUACUCCAACUCGAGCGCCAGCUUCGAGAAGGCGCAGGCGGAGUUCACCACCAAGGUCCUCUCCAAUGACGGCGUCCGGCAGAUGGCCAGCUCGGCGGCGCAGACGGCUGCCCGCCAGGCGAUGAACCAGGCCUUCACGCAGCAGCCGCAGGGAGGCAAUGCCGCCGGUGGAGGGGGCGGUAAUCCAAACGCCGGCACCGGAUUCAG